Messenger RNA from Cercospora beticola, 255 nucleotides. NCBI's taxonomy places the organism in Eukaryota, Fungi, Ascomycota, Dothideomycetes, Mycosphaerellales, Mycosphaerellaceae. The record is from RefSeq and is a predicted model, not a curated record.
AUGGAGUGGAUGUGCUACAUCCACUCUACGAUCAACCAGCCCGGUGACAGAUUGCGUUCCGCGGCUAUCAGCCACGAUGUAUCGCACCCAAUCUCAAGAUUUCAGCAAGAGCAUGGCAGGAACCAGAGGGUAGUUCACAUCCAUCUGCCAACCUUCCCAGCUGCGCUCGACUGUCGAACAUCAGAGCUUCACAUUGGUGAAACAGAGCCCUGCCUCCAUAGUACCUCUUCAUUCGUCUCUCCUUGUGUGCCCUAA